Messenger RNA from Heterostelium album PN500, 126 nucleotides. RefSeq lists its product as uncharacterized. NCBI's taxonomy places the organism in Eukaryota, Evosea, Eumycetozoa, Acytosteliales, Acytosteliaceae. The annotation marks the transcript as partial. The transcript has 2 exons. The record is from RefSeq and is a predicted model, not a curated record.
AUGAAUGGUAAGGGUAAGGGUAAGGGUAAGGGUAAGGGUAAGGGUAAGGGUAAGGGUAAGGGUAAGGGUAAGGGUAAGGGUAAGGGUAAGGGUAAGGGUAAGGGUAGGGUAAGGGUAAGGGUAAGG